Messenger RNA from Nymphaea colorata (pocket water lily), 1124 nucleotides. RefSeq names its product ATP synthase delta chain, chloroplastic-like. Bases 136 to 897 code for a protein of 253 amino acids. Gene Ontology annotation, biological process: photosynthetic electron transport in photosystem II; proton motive force-driven ATP synthesis; photosynthetic electron transport in photosystem I. The transcript has a single exon. Gene Ontology annotation, cellular component: chloroplast thylakoid membrane. Gene Ontology annotation, molecular function: proton-transporting ATP synthase activity, rotational mechanism. Lineage: Eukaryota; Viridiplantae; Streptophyta; Magnoliopsida; Nymphaeales; Nymphaeaceae. The record is from RefSeq and is a predicted model, not a curated record.
UUCCCAUCGCACGCCGUCCGUUCCUCACCCAAACGCCUUCCUUCGCCACUCAUACUCCAGCCUCUCCAUCGUCUCUUCCUUUCACCUUUCGAAGCCCCAGAGUACGAGAGAGAGCCUAGCUUGCCGCCGGAGAAAAUGAACGCCCUCCAGCAAUCUUCCCUGGCAUUCCGCCUCCACACAGCCGCCCUAUCGUCAAACGCCAUCCCCAGGGCUGCCAGCGGCGCCGCGGCCCUCCGUUCCUCCUCCAUCUCCGGCAUCUCUUUCCCCUCCCUCCGCCUCCUCCGCUGCGCCGGGCGGAGGAAAUCCGGCGCUGCGGGGGCGACGAUGGUGGACACAGCUGCGUCGAGCUACGCUACGGCCCUGGCGGACGUUGCCCGCGCCAACGACACGCUCGAGAUCACGAGCGGCGAUGUGGAGAAGAUAGAGAAGCUCUUCGAGGACGAGAACGUGCUGGAGUUCUUCGCGAGCCCCGUGAUUGGUUUGGAGAAGAAGCAGAAGGUAAUCGAUGAGAUGGCGGCGGGGUCGAAACUGCAGCCGCACACGGUGAACUUCCUCAACAUCCUGGUGGAGAUGAAGCGGGUCGACAUCAUUAGGGAGAUCGUCAAGGAGUUCGAGGCCGUCUACAACAGGCUAACGGACACCGAGCUAGCGGUCGUCACCUCCGUCGUCAAGCUUGAACCCCACCACCUCGCCCAGAUUGCGCAGACGGUUCAGAGGCUCACUGGAAAGAAGAACGUGAGGAUCAAGACGGCAAUCGACCCGUCGUUAGUUGCCGGAUUCACAGUGAGGUACGGGAGCUCUGGGUCGAAGCUCAUCGACAUGAGCGUCAGGAAGCAGCUCCAGGAGAUCGCCGGGAAUCUUGACGUCAAGGAGCUGGUGGGAUCGCUGAAAGAAUGAUCCUUCUGCCAUGUGGAUGACAUCCUGUUCGGUGAGGCCUGGCCGUUCCCUCUCUUCUUCCUCUGCGUCCUUUUCUCCUCUUUCAGUUUCUAUGUAGAAUUAUUGUUUAUUCCCCUUCUGUUGCCAGCAAACAUGUAAGGGCCGAGAGACGGGCCUUUUCAUUCCGAAUGCUACUCUUGCCUGUUAUGUUACGGGAGCUUAACGAAUUGAAGUUGGAUUCUUUCAAA